UGAGGGCGGGGAGCGCGGAGGGCGCGGAGGCGGCGCCGGGGCCGCUGCGGGGCGCGGCGCCUCCCUGCUCCCCGCCGCCGCCGCCGCCGCUGCUGCUCCUCGCCGCCCGCAGCCGCCGGCGGGCCGCGCUGCUCCAUGGCGACCGCCAGCCCCUGCAUCGUGAUUGGCGAUGAUGAACAAGGUUACGACCUGGACUUGUUCUGCAUACCUAAACAUUAUGCAGAUGAUUUGGAAAAGGUCUAUAUUCCUCAUGGGCUCAUCAUGGACAGGACGGAAAGACUGGCACGAGAAAUUAUGAAGGGCAUGGGAGGACACCACAUUGUAGCUCUCUGUGUACUCAAGGGUGGCUAUAAGUUUUUUGCUGAUUUAUUAGACUACAUCAAAGCACUGAACAGAAACAGUGACAAAUCAAUCCCCAUGACCGUGGACUUCAUUAGGUUGAAGAGUUACUGUAAUGAUCAGUCAACUGGAGAUAUAAAAGUCAUUGGUGGGGAUGACCUUUCAACUUUGACCGGGAAGAAUGUUUUGAUUGUAGAAGAUAUAAUUGAUACUGGUAAAACAAUGAAAACAUUGCUGUCUCUACUUAAGCAGUACAAUCCAAAGAUGGUGAAAGUAGCCAGUUUGUUGGUAAAAAGAACUCCUCGAAGUGUGGGAUAUCGACCAGACUUUGUUGGAUUUGAAGUGCCAGACAAAUUUGUUGUGGGAUACGCCCUAGAUUACAAUGAAUACUUUAGAGAUUUGAACCAUAUCUGUGUGAUCAGCGAGACGGGGAAACAGAAGUACAAAGCAUGAAAGCUUCAAGUGCUGUGACAACAGAGCUUUGAAUUGUUUUGUUUACUGAGUCCUAUCUUUCACAGGCUUCAACUCUGGUACACCAGCUAAAAUUGUAGAAUGCCCCAGCCCCAUUGUCAUAUACUUGCUAUAACUUAUUGCAUGUACAAUAUAAGAAUCUUGUCUUGUUCAUUUAUAUUUUAGAAAUGUAAACAACUAGUGCAAUUCUGCACUCCUUAUUUUGAUUUGCACUAUGACUCUACCGACUGUUGCUGCCCCUGGUUGGGUUGUGCUGUUUGUGAGCUCCAGAGUCUAACUCUUGCAGUGGUAAAUUGCUUAAACCUCAUCAACCCAGAACUGAAAUAGUUCAAGUACUGUAAAUGUAAAGCAUUUUAUGAUAGGGAAGUCUAUUAGUAAUAUUUUUAAAAUCUGUAAUUUAAGUUUUAUAUUUUAAUGCACAAGUGUGAUUGUGAUUAUUGGAUAGUUGCACCUUUGGGUGUUAUAAAGCAUGAGGAGCAGCCAGUUACAGUAUCUGUAAUCUCUGAGGAGCUCAUCCAAAUCUCCUGGAGUUGCCUUAUUGCUGGAAAGGAAAUCUGGGUGAAAAUUUUCAUUUUUUUGAGCUAUAAGGAGACGGAAUGACAAAACAGAAUGUUUAAAAUCUAGUUUUAGUUGAGCUGCCCAUUUUUGUUUAGAUUUUUUUUUUGUUUGAAAAUAUUCAUCAGCCAGUGGAAUUGCCUUUUAAAUCUAAACAAUUUUAAUAUAUUUGUGAAAAAGUAUUGUAAUGUUUACUUUAUAAGAUCUACGAAACAAAGUACUUUAAAUAAAGGCUGACUCUUUAAAAUAA
This is a messenger RNA of Dromaius novaehollandiae (emu), 1615 nucleotides long. RefSeq names its product hypoxanthine phosphoribosyltransferase 1 (gene HPRT1). Gene Ontology annotation, cellular component: cytosol. The coding region runs from base 136 to 792 and encodes 218 amino acids. The record is from RefSeq and is a predicted model, not a curated record. The transcript is spliced from 9 exons. Lineage: Eukaryota; Metazoa; Chordata; Aves; Casuariiformes; Dromaiidae. Gene Ontology annotation, biological process: hypoxanthine metabolic process; purine ribonucleoside salvage; GMP salvage. Gene Ontology annotation, molecular function: hypoxanthine phosphoribosyltransferase activity; magnesium ion binding.